CUGUUCUUCAUCUUCGCUCUAUCGUUUGUCGCUGACUUGGGCGGUUCCCUGGUCGACACCCCCGAGGUGCGGCUGCUUGAGAUGGCUAUCUGCAGAGACUACUACCUCGAGCAUGACCCGUCCGUCAUUGGCCCGCUGCCGCGCUCCUACGUGGACGAAAGGCUCUGCAAGCUCAACGAGAUUCAAGUUGAUUUGGCCUACAUGAGGGCUGUCAAGUCGUUGUUGAUGACCGUGCCCGGUCUGAUACUUACCAUUCCAUAUGGUCACCUUGCCGACAGAAUUGGCCGCAAGCCUGUGGCGUUCCUGGGCAUGCUGGGCCAGGUCACGGCGUACUUCUGGGUCAUCCUCGUCUGCUAUUUCCACCAGACUUUCCCCACCCACCUCGUUCUGCUCUCGCCAGUCUUCCUCGCCGUCGGUGGUGGAUCCCGGGUGCUAUUCGCCAUCAUGGCCACCGUCAUCGCCGAUGUGGCUCCUGAGAAUAUGAGAACCACAAUAUUUUAUCUUGUUGGUGCGGGCCUCUUAGCAACCGACAUUAUAGCGGCCCCCGUUGGAUCGUGGCUCCUAUCCAAGGACCUUUGGCUACCAUUCAAAUUCAGUGCUCCCAUCAUCUGCCUCUCAUUUCCUCUGAUACUUGCAAUGCCAGAGACU
Messenger RNA from Ilyonectria robusta, 648 nucleotides. Its product is annotated as major facilitator superfamily domain-containing protein. Gene Ontology annotation, molecular function: transmembrane transporter activity. The record is from RefSeq and is a predicted model, not a curated record. Gene Ontology annotation, biological process: transmembrane transport. NCBI's taxonomy places the organism in Eukaryota, Fungi, Ascomycota, Sordariomycetes, Hypocreales, Nectriaceae. Gene Ontology annotation, cellular component: membrane. The transcript has 2 exons. The annotation marks the transcript as partial.